Molecule: messenger RNA, 1879 nt
Organism: Tarenaya hassleriana
Lineage: Eukaryota; Viridiplantae; Streptophyta; Magnoliopsida; Brassicales; Cleomaceae
Product: sucrose transport protein SUC1-like
Biological process (GO): sucrose transport
Cellular component (GO): vacuole; plasma membrane
Molecular function (GO): sucrose:proton symporter activity
Source: RefSeq, a predicted model, not a curated record
CAUGCAAUCCUUCUCUCCUCUCUAUAUAUACCUCUCUCUCUCUCUCCUUCAACACAAACUCUUCAUCCACUUCUAGAGAGAGAAACUAUGAAGACCGACGAGUCAAAGCCCAACACGACGCCGUUCGAUGUGGCUCAAACGCAAACGCAGACCCAGACGCAGUCGCCGUUGCGUCAGAUAAUCGCGGUGGCGUCGAUCGCGACCGGGAUCCAGUUCGGGUGGGCCCUACAGCUCUCCCUCCUGACCCCGUACGUUCAGCUUCUCGGCAUCCCCCACAAAUGGGCCUCACUCAUCUGGCUUUGUGGGCCCAUCUCAGGAAUGAUCGUUCAGCCCAUCGUCGGUUACCACAGCGACCGCUGCGUCUCGCGUUUCGGCCGCCGCCGUCCCUUCAUAGCCGCCGGCGCUGCUCUCGUCGCCACCGCUGUCAUCCUCAUCGGCUAUAACUUCACAAACCGAAAUACAUUGUCUCCUUCCGCGAUCGGGAUCUUUGCGUUCGGGUUCUGGAUCCUCGACGUCGCUAACAACAUGCUCCAGGGACCGUGCCGUGCUCUCCUCGCGGAUCUCUCCGGCGAUAGCGCGAAGAAGAUGCGAACCGCGAACGCCUUCUUCUCCUUCUUCAUGGCUGUCGGAAACGUCCUCGGGUUCGCCGCCGGUUCCUUCACGCGCCUCCACGACGCGUUCCCGUUCGCGUCGACGAAGGCCUGUGACGUCUAUUGCGCGAAUCUGAAGAGCUGCUUCUACUUUUCGAUCAUUCUCUUGUUGACCCUGACAGCGAUCGCUCUCUGGUACGUCGACGAGAAGCAGUGGUCGCCGGAGGUUAACGGAAACGACGAUGGAGAUGGGGGAGAGAUAACGGAGGAGGUGACGGCGUCUAAGGCGGUUAAGUUUCCGUUGAUCGGGGAAUUAUUGGGUGCGGUUAGAGAUUUGAAGAGGCCCAUGCGGAUGCUUUUGGUGGUGACGUGUCUCAAUUGGAUUGCUUGGUUCCCGUUCCUCCUCUUCGACACGGAUUGGAUGGGAAGAGAGGUGUACGGCGGAGACUCCGCCGGAGACGAAUCACAGAGGCGCGUGUAUAACGUGGGAGUACGCGCCGGCGCGUUGGGGCUGAUGCUGAACUCGGUGGUGCUCGGGUUCACGUCACUCGCCGUCGAGUGGAUGGCGCGUGGCGUGGGAGGAGUGAACAGGCUUUGGGGGAUCGUGAAUUUCGUCCUCGCUCUCUGCUUGGGCAUGACGGUGGUAAUCACCAAAGUCGCCGAGUCUGGCCGCCACCUCACCGCCGUGUCCAAAGGCAGAGGUUCGCUGCCGCCGCCGCCGCCGCCAGUGGGUGUCAAAGUUGGCGCGUUGUCUCUCUUCGCUCUCUCUGAUGUUCCUCUUGCUAUAACCUACAGCAUUCCAUUUGCAUUGGCGUCCAUAUUUUCUUCUUCUUCUGGUGCCGGUCAAGGACUUUCUUUGGGAGUUUUAAAUCUUGCAAUUGUUGUGCCACAGAUGGUGGUGUCGGUGGGAGGAGGACCUUUCGACGAGAUGUUCGGAGGAGGGAACCUGCCGGGGUUCGUGGUGGGUGCGGUGGCCGCCGCCGCGAGUGGAGUGUUGGCCCUCACCGUUCUUCCCUCCCCGCCGCCGGAAUCCGCCGCUCAAAAGGCUUCCGCCGCGGUCGCUUUGCAUUAGCUUUUGCAUGCGUACGUCGGGUUUUAAUUAGUACUGUGAAGCCAAUAGUUUCUAACCUUAGGGUUUUUGUUCUUCUUCGUCUUUAAGCUGUUUGUAUCUUCUUUUGUGUCCACUUUGGGGGGAAAAAAGUGUUUGAAAAAAAAAACUGUAUCUUCUUGAUGACAAAUGUAAAAGGUGUCGGAAAGGAGUGCCAUUUUCCUCAUUGAUUGUGAGUUAA